UCUUCACCCUAACCGGUCGCUGCCUCAGAUUCUCAGAAGCUCCUCACCUUCACUACAUUCACAGGCACCUCCAGGAGCUCUUCAACUUCGCAAACUCUUGCACGUUUACUUCUCCAACUCCCAAAGCUUCAAACUUUUCAACUUCUGAAGAAGAGAUUGACCAGUGCAUUGGUGAUGGUGGAAGUGUGGUGGUCCCUGUUAGCCGCUAUCCCUGCAGUGGUUGCAGGACAAGCAAUUCGGGUGAAGAAAAGGCGUGCGGAAGAGGAGAGAAUAAAGAGUGCUAGAGGGAGGGAGAAGAGUUCCGAUGAAAUUUUUGUAUGUGAGAGGGUAUGCACAUCGAAGAGAAUGCUGAAAAAGGUUGGUGCAUUCUCAAAGGACCCAAUUCCUGAUACUUGUGUCACUGUCUGCGGUGUAUCUGAGCUCGAUGCCUGCGCGGAUGCAUGCGCGCGGACGGUUUGCGUAAACCAGCAUCAAGUACCAAACUGGAAUGACAUCUGCCUUAGGAGAUGCCAGAGUGAAUGCUUGAAACUCUCAUCCUCAAGUUCUCUUUAAAUGAGAAACAUGUGUUACAAGGGGAGUUAUCAUAGUGUUGGUCACUCCCAUUUUCUGACUUAAAUUCUCUGAUUAUGAAUGUGAUUAAUGUUGUUUGUGCAAGUCCCCUUAUCA
Molecule: messenger RNA, 666 nt
Organism: Prunus mume (Japanese apricot)
Lineage: Eukaryota; Viridiplantae; Streptophyta; Magnoliopsida; Rosales; Rosaceae
Source: RefSeq, a predicted model, not a curated record